AUGGCGGAAGGCAGUGAUUCCGCAGGCAUCAGUGGCAACUCAGCAGAGUCUUUACGCAAGGAGGCAGCGAAGAGGAGAGACGGUGAGAUGGCGGUCGAUGGAGGAAGCUCGUGCGCCGCAAAAGAAGCUGGCGAUGGCGCCGAACGUGACGGAAAGAAUGAUGCUCUCGGCUGCUCUCCCCUGGAGAAAGCAGAAGCUUUCAAGACAGAGGGCAAUGAACUCUUUAAACAACACCAAUAUGCGGAGGCAGUCUCCAAGUACUCUGCUGCAAUAGAUACGAUCGAUGAGUCAUCGCUGGACCCCAAAGAAACGCAGCUGCAUGUCUACCUCUGCAACAGGUCGUUCGCGCAUCUAAGAAUGGAAAACUUUGGGUCGGCAAUCAUCGAUGCCGAACGUGCUCUGGAGCUUAACCCAAAGUUUUCAAAGGGGUAUUACCGCCGUGGGACUGGCUACUUCUGCCUGGGGAACCUGAAAGCUGCACAGCGCGAUUUCGAAAGAGUAUGCCAGCUGCGUGGCGGGAAGGAUGCCGAUGCUCUUUCUCGUCUGAACGAGUGCAAGAAGCAGCUUAGAGCUCAGGCGUUUGCAGCGGCAAUUCGUACGAAGCAGACAAUACCUGCGUCGAAGCAGGUUCUGGCUGAGGGUAUAGAGAAGCUAUUUCCAGUCGCGCCGGGCUAUGCAGGGCCCGUCUAUGAGAAGGGAAAAGUUGAUGCAAAGUUCCUUGAAUCUCUUCGCUCGUGGCUGCAAAACCCAGAGAAUCGACUGCACCCGCAGUAUGCUUAUGCAAUGGCGGUAGACUUCAUUGAAAUACUCGAGCCUCUGCCAUCCCUAGUCAACCUGGAAAUCCCCGCAGAUAAGGAAAUUACAGUUUGUGGAGACGUUCACGGACAGUUUUAUGAUUUAAUGCAUAUCUUCACGAUCAACGGAAUGCCCUCUGAAGAUAAUCCGUAUCUCUUCAAUGGAGACAUAGUCGACAGAGGCAGCUUCUCAGUUGAGGUCCUGCUCAUGAUGGUUGCGUGCAAACUGGCUUAUCCGAACCACAUGCACAUUACUCGCGGAAACCACGAGACUUGUGAGAUGAAUGCGAUGUACGGAUUCAAGGGAGAAAUGCUGCACAAGUAUGAUGAGCGUCUCUACCAAAUCUUCAGUGAAGCGUUCCGCUUGUUGCCGCUGGCCUUUGUAGUGAACAACAAAGCAUUUGUAGUUCAUGGAGGUCUAUCUCGUCAGCAAAAUGUAACGCUGGACGACAUACGCAAGAUUGACCGCAACAAGGAGCCAGGAUCUGAUGUGCUGAUGACGGACUUGUUGUGGUCUGACCCUUCUGCACUUCCUGGACUUACACCGUCAAAGAGAGGAGUUGCAUGCCAGUUCGGCCCAGAUAUAACGGCGAAGUUUCUAAAGGACAACAACUUGAGCUUCGUUAUUCGUUCACACGAAAUGAAGGAAGAGGGAUAUGAAGUUGAACAUGGCGGGAAGCUGAUCACUGUGUUUAGCGCUCCAAAUUAUUGCGACGAAAUGGGCAAUAAGGGAGCUUUUAUCAGACUGAAUGGCUCAGAGAUGAAGCCUAAAUUCCACCAGUUCACGGCGGUUGCGCAUCCUCCAGGACCUGCCAUGCAGUAUGCUAAUCCCAUGCUUAGUUUCAUAUAG
This is a messenger RNA of Eimeria acervulina, 1644 nucleotides long. Its product is annotated as serine/threonine protein phosphatase, putative. The transcript is spliced from 8 exons. Gene Ontology annotation, molecular function: protein binding; protein serine/threonine phosphatase activity. NCBI's taxonomy places the organism in Eukaryota, Apicomplexa, Conoidasida, Eucoccidiorida, Eimeriidae. Gene Ontology annotation, cellular component: cytosol; nucleus. Bases 1 to 1644 code for a protein of 547 amino acids. The record is from RefSeq and is a predicted model, not a curated record.